UCUAAAAUCUUACCUGGGGUAACGGAAGUCAGACGAAAUGGAUACAGUCAUCCAUCCAUGCAGAUUCACCUCAAAUGUGUGGAAAAAGUAAACGGUUACAGGGCUUCCAUUAGGAUUCAAUUUCAUGGAGUCGGGACUGCCUAACAUUCAGAUUUUGGAGUCCCUCUUAAAUUUUCUUGGAGUCCUACGUAGUAUCACUUUGUACAAUGACCUUCAAUAUCAUCAUCAUCAUCAUCAUUACUAUCAUCAUCAUAUCUAAUUGGUUCAGAACAGUGUAUAAAGUAAUAGAAUAAAAGGACCACUGAAUGAUUAGAAAACAUUUUAUUUAACAAAAAAUAUCUUAUUGGUUUAUUAUACGUAUAGCAACAGUCGGCAUUUUAUUAAAAUCAACAGACUUACUGUUGUUCAGCUACAUAACGAAAAUCCACUUUAAAAAAUCUAAAGUACAUUUUACUUGAAGUAGAAUUAUGUCAAAUUACGUCAUUCACCUGGCAAUACUCAACCAGUUAACUUUCAUCCCAUAAUCAAAGAAAAUCAAUAAAGGAAAAUUUUGCCGACACCUCCCUUUGAAGCCACGUGCUGGUGUCAUCAAAAUGUGUCAAAGAUAUCAGUUCUUAAUAGGAGAAAAAUUGAAUGUUUUGUUUUGUUUUUGUUUUUUUUUUCUCUAAAAAAUACUGUAAAAAUAGGAUUUAUCAUUCCAGGGAUCAUCCUACAAGGCGAUUUGAGUGAUAUAAUUGCUUUAAAGUCGGCCACUUCGCCUAAUUAUCGUCUCCGGGCGAAAUCCGAAUCGCCGAGUUUUUCAGCAAGUUAUUAUCUGUUUACUUAAAGUUGUAAAACUUUAUGCAUAUUCUAGAUUAAAUUAUCGAGAAAUCCAUAGUCAGCCCCGCCUACUCGCCUGUCAAACUUCAGCCAAUCAUAGCAUUAAUAUCCCACAGUGUCAAUCAAUAAUAUUGUAAGCCGCCGCCAUUUUGAAAAGUUUCAAUCGGCAUGUAAAAAGCCGAUAAACAUAACGAGAGCAUGAUCUUAUGCAACAUUUGUAUAUUAUUCUUUCAUUUUAUUAAAGAUUACUUCAAAAUUUAUUUCAAUUACCAUGAUUACGGUCAAUUUCUGUAAAUGAAUUGCUCGGGUACUGUGGAUAAAAAAUAAUUUCGCGGACGUCAGAACUGCCGUACAAAAUAUUGUAAAAAGAUCGCCAUUACCUGCGAGUUGUGUAUUAUUUUCGAAAAAAUAAAUAAAUAAAUAAAUUAAAUGUAUAAAUCUGAACAAGUUGAUGCAAAAAUCAGGCAUUAUAAAAGCACGAGAAUCGAAAUAUGCAUGAAAAAUUUCACGGCGUUUUGAUCAGGCACCUGUUAAAUUACGAGUUUCGGACAUGUAAAUUUCGGAUAAAAAUUUAAAGGCGACUUUUUCAUAGCUAAGUUUAUACUUUAUUUAGAAAUUCAUGAAAAUGAUAAUGCAAGAAUCAAUUUCCUUAAAUAAUUACUGUUUAUAAGUUACAGCUAGACCCAUACUAUAAAGUGGAUAUAUAUAGGCAGGAAACUGAAUGCUAUGCGGAUUCUUCUCCUUAAAUUCCUCAACUUCUUCCUAAAUUCUGUGCUAAAAUUUUGACCUAGGAUGAUCCCUGCAUUCACGAAAUUUCCAAACAUAGGCUAUUAGCAGACUUUUAGAAUCCAUUACCAUGGGGAAGAAGAAUAAAAAGGAGAAAAAAGGUCAAGGGAAAGAGAAAACACAACAGAAGGCUGAGAAAAAUGCUAAAAAACGAGCAAAGAAAGAACUUGCAGAGAUAGGGGAGGAUGAUAUAGAGAAGAUGAUAGCAGAGUUUCAAGAGCAAGACAGAAAGAAAACACAAGUGAUAGAAGAGAAAUGUUCACCCCCUUCACCAAGAUGUAAUAUGUCACUCACUCCGCACCCAGACAGAGAUGAACUUAUCAUGUUUGGAGGAGAAUUUUUCACUGGAAAUAAGAUGUUUAUGCACAAUGACCUACUUGUGUACAAUACAAGGAAGAAUGAGUGGUUGAAGAUAUCAGCUCCAAACAGUCCUCCCCCAAGGAGUUCACAUCAAGCAGUUGCUCUGCGACAAGGUGGUGGGCAGUUGUGGAUAUUUGGUGGAGAGUUUGCCAGCCCUACACAGUCACAAUUCUAUCAUUAUAAAGAUCUAUGGCUGUUUCACCUGAAAGAGAAGAAAUGGGAAAAAGUCAGUGCCCCUGGUGGGCCAUCAGCACGGAGUGGACAUAGAAUGGUACAAUGCAAAAAGCAGCUGAUUGUGUUUGGUGGAUUCCAUGAUAAUAUAAGAGAUUACAAAUAUUUCAAUGAUGUAUAUGCCUUCAACCUAGACACAUACACUUGGACAGCUCUCGUGACAAGUGGAAUUGCACCAGCUCCUAGAUCGGGUUGUGUUCUUGCUCCAGCUUUAGAUCAGGGUCGGAUAAUUGUAUUUGGAGGGUACAGUAAAGAAAGGGUGAAGAAGGAUGUGGAUGUUGGGAAGGUUCACACAGAUAUGUUUGCUCUUAUGCCGGAAGGAAAGAUUAAAGAUGGAUCACAGCCCACAAAGUGGAAGUGGGUCAAUGUGAAGCAAUCUGGGUCAAGGCCAUCACCUCGUUCUGGACUGUCACUGGCUUCAGUCAGCAAUAAUAAAGCUGUCUGCUUUGGUGGUGUGUUUGAUGAGGAGGAUGAUGAUGAUCAGUUAAGAGGGAAAUUUUAUAACACGUUAUAUUUUCUGGAACUCGACAAAGGCAAAUGGUUUGAAGGAGAAGUCAGGGGCAGGAAAACAACAGAAAAGAAGAAGAGAAGAAGAAAAAAGGAUGAAAAUUCUACAGAUGUUGGUGAUGAUGCAGAUAAUGAUGAUGAUGAAGAUUAUGAGGAGGAGGAGGAGGAUGGUGAGAAUAUGGAUGAAAAUGGUGAAGAAAUGGACAUUGCAGACACAGAUUUGAAAAAGAUGACUAUUGAUGGAGAAACAAAGGCUGAUGCUAAAAAUAACAUGGACAUAGAUGCUGCAACAGGAAUCACCCAGAGUGCUUCCUCUGUUUCCAUGGAAACUGAACCUGAAAGUACAUCUGUUACUAUGGAAACAGAAGAAUCAAUUUUCAAGUUGACAGUUGGUCCACAAAGUAGUGCAUCUGAAAAUACUGAAAUGGUUGAUACAAAUGAGCCUGUUAAUGUGUUUACACCAUCACCACGUAUGAAUACGCUUUUAGCAGUGAAAAAUGGAGUGUUGUUUUUGUAUGGUGGUAUUUAUGAAGUAGGAGAUAAACAGUAUACGUUAUCAGACAUGUAUUCACUAGAUAUCAACAAAAUGGAGGAGUGGAACAUUAUUAUUGAAAGUAACUUAAAAAAUCAGGUGUUGGAGGAGUCGGAUUCAUCGUCAGAUGAGGAGGACAUGGAGGGCGGGGCUAAAGGAGGAAAACGCAAACCUAGUGAUUCUGAUGAAUCGGAUGACGACGAUGAUGAAAUUGAUAUAGAUUUUAGUGAUGCUCCAGAGAGACCUGCAUCUGAAGCAAUUAAAGAAUACUUUGAACGAACAAAGGACUAUUGGCUCUCCAAAGCUAAAGAGUACUGUGAUUCAGAAGACAUGACAUUGUCAGAGAAAAAAAUGGAAAAACUGGCCAAAGAGAUGUGCCAGGAAUCUUUUAGCUGAUGAAAUUGGCUGCAUAUGAUUGCAUGAAAUAAAUUUUAUAAUCCUA
Molecule: messenger RNA, 3677 nt
Organism: Mercenaria mercenaria
Lineage: Eukaryota; Metazoa; Mollusca; Bivalvia; Venerida; Veneridae
Product: kelch domain-containing protein 4-like
Exons: 13
Coding region: 1676-3631 (651 amino acids)
Molecular function (GO): protein binding
Source: RefSeq, a predicted model, not a curated record